Molecule: messenger RNA, 1323 nt
Organism: Anopheles darlingi
Lineage: Eukaryota; Metazoa; Arthropoda; Insecta; Diptera; Culicidae
Exons: 2
Coding region: 171-1109 (312 amino acids)
Cellular component (GO): nucleus
Molecular function (GO): zinc ion binding
Source: RefSeq, a predicted model, not a curated record
AAGUGGCAAAAUCCGGAUUCCGAAACAACGAAAAAGGAUUUUAAAUCCUUUUACAAGCAGCGGAAAGCAAUCAACUAACUCGCAGCCAACUGAAGAUAGCGCCGAAAUCUGCGGCCGCAGCCGAGUGACUCGUAAGGACCCAUCCGAAACCGCUCCGGCAAAAGAAAAGGAUGGUGGAAAUCGAUCCGUUGACGGUUUCUCAAGGCGAACUUUGCUAUACGGCAGAAUAUCGGAUACAAUCGGAAUGCUGGACGGAAGAGUUCGUAAAAUCGGAAGUGGAAAUACGCUCGGAAAUCGCAGAUCCCGCAGUCCGACUUUGUCGUCUCUGUGGAAGUCUGAGGGACGAAUGGGAAACCUGUUUCACCAGCACGGGAGAGCUCGCCAUCGACCCACAAAGACUGAUAAUCCUGCGGCUGCUCUGCUCGGUUAUGAUUACGUUCGAGGCCGACCCCGACGCCGUGAUUUGCGGAUUUUGCUGUCAUAAGCUGGACGAGAUGGUUUCCUUACGGUCUAUCUGGUUAUCGAACUCCAUGGCGAUCGAACAACAGCGGAUAACCGUGGCCGCGAUAGAGAAUGUUCGACCGAUGGUCUGGUUUCCGGAAAAUGCGAUAAAACAAGAGUCGCCAAUGAAAGAUGUAGCAACAGAGGCCCCUCUUCCAUCCCAAAACUGUAGUGUUGCUGUGCAAACAUAUACUCCGGUUAUUGGGCAAGCAGAUAGCCCCGUGAUUGAGAUCAUAAAUCAGUCAGAAGAUUCAGAAACCUGCCAUCCAGCAGCCAAAAGCACGGAAAGAACGGAUAACGCCGUUCAAACUGAUGCUCCUCCUGUUCUUCCUCCAGAAGAACCCAGCAAUUCGCAUAUUGAUGGCCGGGAAAUCACCAAUCUUCCAUCGGAUGAUGGUAUAUCAACGAUCGAUCUUACAUCCAACGAUGAUAUUCCAAUCGUAGAUCUUACCUGUGGCGAGGUGAGCUCUCAAGAUUCACCAGUUGACGAAGAAAAAGAUAUUCUCAUCCGGAAAGCGAUACUGUUAGUACAAAACAAAUUUAAAGUUAAGCGAUUGAAAGAGCCGAAAAGACGUAAAAGUGCGAGACUGCGUAACAUGACGUGUUAGAAAUAGCUUAUGACGAUGAAACGUAAUGAACUCAUUCGUUUGGAAAUGUAGAAUUGAAUAUGUUCGCAGCCUUUAAAAGGAUUAAGUUGUUUUGAAGAAAUUAGAUUCACAUUCGCUGCUGAAAGCUGGGCAGCAUUUUUGAAAUUAAAACCACAUACAUGAGCAGCGCUAUGAGUUACGGAAAAUAAACUAAAUCGAAACGAUGUUACUCGAA